Messenger RNA from Funneliformis mosseae, 1599 nucleotides. Lineage: Eukaryota; Fungi; Glomeromycota; Glomeromycetes; Glomerales; Glomeraceae. The record is from the annotation of a GenBank genome assembly.
CCAAUUCCAUUUAUUGCAGCAGGACCCAGUACUGAAAAAACUCGAGUAUUGGAAGAAAGUUUGAAUAUGUUGCAACAAUGCGCAGAAAAUGAUAGUGAUUCUGAUUUGAAAAAACUGGUAAAUAAUGCUGUGUUGAUUAAUGUUACCUAUGGGAAUGGUAGUGCUGCCUCUAUAACAGACAGUAAUAUUAGUGGUGAAAUAAGUUUGUCAUUACAGAUUCUCUAUCGAUACUUUGUGGAAGGAGUUUCUGAUUUAGAAUUUCGAGUUAAGAAAGCUGUGCAGGGAGAAGUAGGAGUUACUACUGCUAUUGAUGCACCAGCCGGAGGCAUAAUGGCAGUUGUGGCAAAGCCAGUAGGAAAGGCAGUAGAGGGAAUUGGUGAAGCUGCUGAUGAAGUUAACAAUUUAUAUGAAUUAGAAAAUUCAACUUUUGAGACUAUGGUAAAAGCUUUUGGUUCAUCAUGUUGUGUAUAUGGUUCAAUUUUUUAUGUACCUUUACUUUCUGAAACAAUUUACAAACCCUUGCAUAAUAUUGUCACAAAUUUGCAGUUUCCAGUUAACACAAACCAUCAUUAUCAUCGAUAUCUUGUUGAUAUUGGUAGUCAUUGUCGAACAUUGGAAUUCUUUUAUCAGCGAUGCUCUAAUUACAUUGUCAACACUAUUGAUUUUCUACAGGUUAUGACUGAUGUUUAUGUAUUAUUAAAGGAACGUUAUGCAUUUGAGGAAUUUGCUCAAGAUAAUUCCGAUAUUAUUGCUGGUUGCUUGCUAGAUGAGGCAAUGAUUCUUGAUGAGAGAAUAAAAGAAUUAAGACAAUAUGGAAUUGUAAUUUUAGUGGAGAAUCAUAGCAAUGGAAUGGUAUAUUUACAUUUGCCAUAUAUCAUGCUUUGGUGCUUGAUGACACUGUCAAACAAGUCAAAUAAAUUAUAUCAAUUCUGGAAAUCAAUGAUUGAAUCUUCUGAAUUAUUUUACUGGCAAAAUUGGGAAGACUUUUUUGGCAUUAAAAUUUUGUUUACUCUCUGUGCGUAUUGUGGUGAUAUGCUUAAAGACAUUAUCAUAAAGAUUCCGGAAUGGAAUUCUAUUGAAGUUCAUUUUAUAAAAGAAAGGUUUCCAACAAAUGGUACUUGGACAGUCACAAAUCUAUAUUCUAAUGAAAAGCUUUUAAUAAAGGAGAAAAGUCUUGCAGUUUACAAAAAUGGAGAGUCAGCACCAUUUGAUGGGUUUAGUUAUAUUCAACUUAAAACUACCAACAGCAAGGAUGUAAUUAUGGCUUGCUUACAGGCUAAAUGGAGAAAAUUAGAAACUGCACAACCUCAGAAGAUUACGGAUAGUAUGAUUAAAAAAGAAUAUGAUUCUACAAAAAAGGCACUUGCUGAUAACCUUAAUCUCCAAAAUUAUGACUUCAUUUUUGUUUUAUUAUCGAUAUGUCCAUUGAAACAAGAAAAAGUUAAUAUUAAUACAGCUGAUAUUUGGGAAUUAAGAUUAAUAAAAGGAGUAGGAGAACAGUUAGCAGACGAUAUUUCUCUAAUGCGUAAAAGGAAACGUUUUGAUAAUGAAGAUGAUUUAUGCAAGCGCACAAAAUUUCCAAAACUUGCCGUGUCAUCG